Messenger RNA from Pelodiscus sinensis (Chinese soft-shelled turtle), 2380 nucleotides. The record is from RefSeq and is a predicted model, not a curated record. Lineage: Eukaryota; Metazoa; Chordata; Testudines; Trionychidae.
UUGGGUUGUCAGUUUGGGAUACCUGAAUUCAUCCCAGAACAGCUCUGUACUAGGCACUGAAUGAGGCAAGGGACUUGUGGGGGGAAAAAAAGAGUAUGUGAUCAUGUAACUAAUUACUGUACCAUAAGGAAUAUGCACAAAUAGGCUGAAUGAAGGUUGCAAAAGCAAUCUUAAUUCUGGAAUUUCCAUACUUUUGAGUGAAUGACUUUAUAGCUUUAAUAAUGUUCUUUUAAUUUAUGUGUAUUCAGAGGCGUAUGCAUGUUUGUUUGUGAUUUUCUUGGUUUUAAAAAACAAAAACUGAAAAAAUCCCGAUAUUGCAUCAUGUGGCCUCAUACGGACACCUGCAUGAGUCAUCAGCAGGUUGAAAUCUACAGGUUACGUUGCCCCUUGGAGCUAGAGAUCUGAUUCCCAGCUUGCGCAGAUGCGCUUGCUACACUACACUCCCAUAUUCUUCAUAGAGAUGGUAUGAUAAUGAUGUAAUUGUGAUGCAUUUUUUAUAAGUCAUGUGAGAUAAUUGAAAAGGUUAGGGUUUCCUGAAUAUGAUUAUCCUAUUUGUGUGCAUGAAUCAUUUUUGUAUCUGACAUUAGGAAUAUGGUCUAUGCGUCUAUUAGAAAUGUGUUUAUACCUGGGGAACGCCCACUAGAUAGAAUGCAGUCUGUCUGGAUGUCUGAGUGUGAAGGGUCAUUAAGGAGAACUAAAGGUCUUAAAAGAUGCUAAUUUCCUAAUGGGGGAGCUUUCCUGAGGUCCUUAUGGACAGCUUCUCAGUCAUAACUGCUAUGGCCCUACAGGGACAUGCGCCCAAGUCACCUGGUACUGGACUCUGUUAUGGAAUAGCAGUGUUUCUCCACUGAAAGGCAUCUGAACUGGAAGACAAUGGAUUCCUGCCAUAUACGAAAGCAACUGAAGGCAGGGAAAUGACAUCAUCAUGAUUUGUUCUUCACUGAUUCCCCGCCCAAGAUGACUGGUAUAAACAUCUGAAGAACAAGGACUAGACUGCACAGAGAAGAACUGAACCCAUGCUUGAGGAAUUUAUAGCCUGUGAAAGGAACACCUGGGAUUUUAUGUGGCAAGCAAGUGCAUCUUCCCCACUAAAAUCUCCGCAAACUGCCUAAAACAACAUUUAUGGGGCAAAAUUAAGAAGCUGCUUUGACUACGAAGAGAACUUGACUCAGUUUCCUACCUCUUCUUGAAACAGAAGAUGACCAAUAAAAGUGAAUUCUAUACGUCAGGGUGGGAAUCUGUGACCAACUCAACAUGGCUGAUUUACAUAUUAAAAGACUGGAUUGGUCAGGAUUACCACUAUCCAGAUUAUAUGGGCACUUUCUUGGGGGUGACAGUCACCAUACUUUUUUCACCUCUUUUACCUUGGUUCAUCGUUUGCCUUUUUUGUAAUCUUUGCCUUCACAUUUACAAGAGAAUGAAUGGCCUAGAGGAUGAUUUUUCCAGUAAAUUAUGGGAUAAUGGAAAGCUCAUGAUGUCACACAUAAUUCAUAUGUAUGGAAAGCUAUGGCACGGUUAUGAAGUUCAUGGUAUAGAAAAAAUACCGGAAGGACCGGGGCUUAUUGUGUUUUAUCAUGGAGCCAGUGCUGUAGACUACCACUUCUUUGUCUGUAAUUUCUAUAUACAGACAAAAAGAGUCUGCUAUUCAGUAGUUCAUAACACCUUGCCCUCGAUACCAGGCAUACAAAUGUUUCUUAAAUUGCUUCCUGCAGUAUAUGGGGGGAGAGAAGAAUGUGUAGAAAUUCUGAAGAAAGGCAACUUAUUGGGUGUUGCACCAGGUGGAGCUCAAGAAUCUUUCUUUAGUAGUGAAAGCUACAACCUCUUGUGGGGUAAUCGCAAAGGUUUUGCUCAAGUGGCCAUAGAUGCAAAAGUGCCCAUCAUCCCUUUGUUUACUCAGAAUAUUCGGGAAGGAUAUAGAACACUUGGAAACAUGUGGUUUAUUAAAUGGUUAAAUAAACGUUUUCAAUUAUCAUUUGUCCCUGGAUAUGGAGGGUUUCCAGUCAAACUUCGCACGUAUAUUGGAGACCCUAUUCCCUAUGAUCCAAAUAUAGCAGCUACGGAACUAGUUGAAAAGACAAAGAUUGCUAUCGAAAGACUAAGAGAUACACACCAAAAACUACCUGGAAAUAUAUUAAGGGCUCUAUUGGAACGAUUUGAUAAACAUCAGAAAGCUGCCUAGUUUGUUUACAUAUAUGUUUAAAAUGUUACCUUGUUGUAAAAGUAUUAAAAACUACAUGUUGGACCUGACUGGUCCUGCACCCCGGGGACCUGACUGGUCCUGAAUGAGGGAUUUCACCAGACCACAGGAGAUCCAUUUUUGUUCCCCCAGCCCAGCUCCUCCUGGCCUGGCUGCUGGCCUCCCUGUUCACUCCCCACUGCC